UCGGUCAGUCUCGCGGCAGGACUCGCGUCGCUCAUACUGUAAUUUUCCUUGUUUCACGUCGUCCCGCGAGUGCUUCAAUCUCUUGUUGUGCGUCGUCGUCUUCGCCAUUCUAUAGUGAUUUUCCCGGAUUUCCCCGAGCAAACAGUGUCCCAUGAGCUCGAACACGAAGCUUCGGGCUUGGAUUCUCACCACACCGUCACCUGCUGAUCGACAUUCAGGUUGAGGCAAGAGAGAGAAAGAGAAAGAGAGAGAGAACGCCGCAGCGACGGCGCAUCGACGGGGACAGGAGACCCGGGCAGCGACAGCAGCGACUUGAGGAGCGUCGCAGCAGCGACGAUGCAGCCGAGUGCGGACGCCGAGGCGGCGAUGACGCCGAGUCCUGUCAUGGCCCAGCCGGGACUCAACAAUCAAGCCUGGAAUCGACAACAGGCUGUCUCGGUCAGGCACGCCUUCAAGUCUUACGGCAGCAGCAAGAAUCCAAAUCACGUGCUACAGAAUCUGAACAUGACCGUCUCCAAAGGAUCCAUAUACGGUCUUCUGGGAGCGAGCGGUUGCGGCAAGACCACCCUGCUGUCGUGCAUCGUGGGCAGACGACGACUGAACACCGGCGAGAUUUGGGUGCUGGGUGGCAAACCAGGCACCAAGGGCUCCGGCGUGCCGGGCAAACGUGUCGGCUACAUGCCUCAGGAGAUCGCCCUGUACGGCGAGUUCACCAUACGCGAGACCAUGAUGUACUUCGGUUGGAUUUUCGGCAUGGGCACCCCGGAGAUCGUCGAGAGGUUGAGGUUCCUUCUGCAGUUCCUCGACCUGCCGUCGCAGAAUCGACUUGUCAAGAAUCUCAGCGGCGGUCAACAACGACGAGUUUCAUUCGCAGUGGCCCUCAUGCACGACCCAGAGCUACUGAUCCUGGACGAGCCGACGGUCGGCGUGGAUCCGCUUUUACGACAGAGUAUUUGGAAUCAUUUAGUUCAAAUCACCAAAGAUGGCAACAAAACGGUCAUCAUCACGACGCAUUACAUUGAAGAGGCGCGACAAGCUCACACGAUUGGUCUAAUGCGAAGCGGACGUUUGUUGGCCGAGGAGUCGCCGCGAGCCCUCCUGCAAAUGUACAAUUGCCCCUCCCUGGAAGAUGUAUUUUUGAAGCUAUCCAGAAAACAAGGCAGCUACCCUCAACCCACCACUGAGCUCAACAUCUCCAAUAACAUCAGCCUCGCGUCCUUAAAUUGGGGCAAGAAAGACGAGCCAGUGUACGUGACAGACGAGUCCGGAGUGGUCGGCCUUAACUUUCAUCAAAGCAAAGAAGUUCUCAUUCACGACACGACCAAUGGAAUAGGCAGCCACUAUGACCUCCAUGGUAAGCCACUGCCUGGCGUCAAGGAGUCAACUCUGGAAUGCGACGACUGCGACUUCACCGACUGCUACAAGGUGACUACCCCGGGCAAAAUCAGAGCACUGCUGCAGAAGAACUUCCUGCGAAUGUGGAGGAAUGUCGGGGUUAUGCUGUUCAUCUUCGCGCUGCCGGUGAUGCAGGUGAUACUGUUCUGCCUAGCCAUCGGCCGGGAUCCAACGGGACUCAAACUGGCCAUAGUCAAUCACGAGAUGGAUUGGGAAAACAAGACUUGCCCUGUGUUCGAUACGUGUGAAACCUCGUUUCUUAGUUGUAGAUAUCUCCAUACCUUAGAUAACGUCUCGAUGAUACAAGAUUAUUACGAAAAUCCUGAAUCGGCGUUAGAGGCAGUUCGACAAGGUAAGGCAUGGGGCACGUUGUACUUCACGGAGAACUUUACGGACGCGUUGGUUGCAAGAAUGGCUUUGGGGAAGGAAGCCGACGAGGAAACCCUCGACCAGAGCGAGAUCCGGGUCUGGCUUGACAUGUCCAACCAGCAAAUCGGUCUGAUGCUCGCACGCAACCUCCAGUACGCGUACAGAGACUUUGCCAAGAACUUUCUGACCAUUUGCGGACAAAACGAAAAGCUCGCCGACGUUCCCAUUCAGUUCAAAGAUCCCAUCUACGGGUCUAAAGAGCCGAGUUUUACCGACUUCGUUGCACCCGGCGUCAUUCUCACCAUCGUGUUCUUCUUGGCCGUAGCGUUGACGUCGUCCGCACUGAUCAUCGAGAGGAUGGAGGGUUUGCUGGACCGGAGCUGGGUAGCUGGCGUGUCCCCCGGCGAAAUUCUCUUCUCGCACGUGAUCACGCAGUUCGUGGUGAUGUGCGGCCAAACGGCUCUCGUGCUCAUAUUCAUGAUCAUCGUGUUUGGCGUCGAGUGCAAGGGUGAGAUUGGCUGGGUCAUCGUGUUGACGAUACUUCAAGGCCUUUGCGGCAUGUGUUUCGGCUUCGUGAUUUCGGCGAUUUGCGAGCUCGAACGGAACGCCAUUCAACUGGCCCUCGGCAGUUUCUACCCGACUCUGCUGCUCAGCGGUGUGAUCUGGCCGGUGGAAGGGAUGCCGACGAUACUGCGAUACCUGUCGCAAGGCCUACCUCUGACCAUGGCAACGACAGCGCUGCGUUCGAUGCUGACCCGUGGCUGGACAAUCGACGAACCGGACGUGUACAGCGGCUUCAUCUCGACGAUCGCCUGGAUCGUCGUUUUCCUCACGAUAAGCAUGCUCGUGCUCAAGUUCAAACGCGGAUAAGCGAGCGCCUUUCUUUAAGCCACCUGUACAGUUUUUCUUCUUCGGAUCAUUGUUGUUUCCCGUCUCCUCUCGCGGGUCCAAAUCGACAGCUCAGGCGAAAACGCUGCUUACGAGGAGAGAUGCGAGAUGGUUCUAAGCUCUUUGGAAAGCUCGCGGUUAUUGGCCCGUUGCUUUUAAUUUGGAAAAAUACUCGCUCGUGCUUGUUUCUCUGCUAUUUUGAACACGCGUCGCUGUUGUUGUUGCUGUCGUUGUGCCGUCGUUCUCGGCAAAAAGAGAAACAAAAAGUUUGAGUACGUUUUUCUUCUCUUUUUUGUCGCGCAACCUCCGAAAGACGACCAAAGUCGUGGAGUCCAUCUUUCCAAAUUAAAAGGCAGCGCGCGAUCCGCCAAGGCGAGAGCACAUCACGAAGUCUCGGCGAUGAGCCAGCGUUAUUUUUUUAUACGUAUAUAAAUAUAAAGAAAAUAAUUUUUAAUAAUCGUGGUGCCUGUAAAAUUUUCUUUCAAAGAAAGCUGUGUGACUGUGUGCCGCAAACCGCGUUGCAGUUUGAUUUUGUUUGUCGAUUGUAAAAAAGGAAAUUAGAGAUAGUUCUCUUGUGCGCGCGUGCGUGAGUGAGUUACACUUAUAUACGAAAUAUUAGGUUGCAUCCUUGAUCCGUCGCAACGCCCUCGGCUGUUCGAUUUCUCAAUUGUUUUAAUCGCCUUCUGGGUUUUGCUCGUUUUUUGCUGCGCGAGCGAUUGUCGACGCGUGCCUCUUUGUCUUCGAUCUAAUUGUCACUUUCGCGCAUCAGCGAUCGUUGUUUGUAUGUCCGAGGAGAAAAGAAAGAGAACGCCAAAGUUCAUCCCUCAACGAAUGAAAAAGUUCACGUUUUAUUCCGAGUCACUGAGCGUGUCGCACACGUUGCAAUCCCUCCUUUGUUGCGGGAUGACUCCAUGGCGACACGUAGUCUUGAGUGCUAAUAUUAAUUAUUUCUUUUUUUUA
Phymastichus coffea is the source of this 3612-nucleotide messenger RNA. RefSeq names its product ABC transporter G family member 23 (gene snu). Gene Ontology annotation, molecular function: ATP hydrolysis activity; ATP binding; ABC-type transporter activity. Bases 337 to 2634 code for a protein of 765 amino acids. NCBI's taxonomy places the organism in Eukaryota, Metazoa, Arthropoda, Insecta, Hymenoptera, Eulophidae. Gene Ontology annotation, cellular component: membrane. The record is from RefSeq and is a predicted model, not a curated record. The transcript is spliced from 14 exons.